UUCCUGUUUUGGCUUUGCCGGGACUACGCUACCCAGAAGCUCUCGCGAGAGCCAGCUCAUUCAGGAAGUGUUGCGGCGCCGGCUCCAGCGCUGUCGUGGCCUUUGUGGGGUGAUCGGAAGGGGAGUUCGUGGUGAGGCCUUGGCCCCUGGGAUCCGCGGGAGGAGAGGCCUUUCCCCUCUAGCCAUCCCUCCCUUUCCUUGGCGAGCCGUCAUGAGGAGGGCCGGGCUGGGUGAAGGAACCACUGGUGGCAAUUAUGGCUAUGCCAAUAGUGGUUACAGUGUGUAUGAAGAAGAAAAUGAAAAGUUAACAGAAAGUUUGCGCUCCAAAGUCACUGCCAUAAAAUCACUUUCCAUUGAAAUUGGAACAGAAGUGAAACAGCAAAAUAAAAUACUUUCUGAAAUGGACAAUGACUUUGAUUCAACAUCUGGGUUUCUUGGUGCAACUGUGGGAAGACUGAAAACUCUCUCCAGAGGAAGUCAGACAAAACUCUUAUGCUACAUGAUGCUCUUCUCCCUGUUUGUCUUUUUUGUCAUUUACUGGAUUAUUAAACUGAGGUGAUGCAGACAUUUCGCGUGAGAAUAUUAGUGCCAUUCUGGACUCCUUGAAGGUUUUUUUUUUUUUUUUUUUAAGAAACUACAAUAAGGAUGAAUGCAUCUGCCACUGUUUUGUGCAUUUCUUGUUUUUUUAUGAGGCCAGAAACAUUAUUCAGAACCCUUAUUUUUUAGGGUUCUUAAAUUGAAAUUGUCCCAAAUGCCAGCACUUUAUGGAAACAAAACAUACUUGGUGUUCAAGUACUAUUAUUAUUAAUAUUGUUAGGUUUUUCCUAUUCUAAAACAAUAUGUCUAGUUUGUAAUUACUAUUGCUUUUUCUACUAAUAAGUAGCAUUAUAUUUUGAUCAUGCUUUUUUUAAAGUUGUGAACCUAUCAAAGCAAAAUACUUUAAGACUCAUUAAAACUGAAAAAUUAA
This is a messenger RNA of Anolis sagrei ordinatus, 967 nucleotides long. RefSeq names its product Bet1 golgi vesicular membrane trafficking protein (gene BET1). Gene Ontology annotation, cellular component: SNARE complex. The record is from RefSeq and is a predicted model, not a curated record. Lineage: Eukaryota; Metazoa; Chordata; Lepidosauria; Squamata; Anolidae. Gene Ontology annotation, biological process: vesicle fusion with Golgi apparatus; endoplasmic reticulum to Golgi vesicle-mediated transport. Gene Ontology annotation, molecular function: SNAP receptor activity.